AUGCCCAGGCUCAGCGCUGGCAGGGCGUCGGAUAUUUCCGAGAGCGUCGACCCUCUCGACCUCUUAGCCGCGCCGCCCAAGGACGAGACUAGCGCCGAGCGGGCUGUGCGCGAGGCCAAGGAGGCUGAAGCAAAGCGCGUCAGCGAUGCCAUCGACGACCAACUCAAGCAGGAGCGCGUAUCGCGCUCGAAGAAGAAGGCUCCGGUCAAGGUACUGCUCCUGGGUCAGAGCGAGAGUGGCAAGUCUACCAUCGUAAAGAACUUUCAAAUAGCCUACGCGCAUCAAGCGUGGUCUGAACAGCGCGCAUCAUGGCGAUCGGUCGUCUUUCUCAAUCUUGUCCGUUCUGUCAACGUCAUCCUGGAUAACCUUUCGCGCGAGAUGUCUCAACUCAAGUCAUCGAAUUCGCAGCAAGAGUUUAAUCUCCGGCUGGCGCACUUGAGCUCUGGGACGGAGCUUUCAGACUCAGAUUCGGACAUUCGCUCGAACGACUCUCCCCUUCAUCGACGAACCACGAGUCGCCCAGCAGUCGACAAGCCCUUGCCGUUCUCCGAGUACCACCGCCUUCUCCAGCUUCGUCUCGGUCCCCUGCGCCGUGUACAAGCCGACCUCGAGAGGCGGCUCUCUGUGCACGAAGAUGACAUCGACACCGUCACGAUAUCUCCUACGCCCUUCGUCGCCCUUGAACAAGCUGGUGCAGCGAAUAAGAGGCGAAGUCUCAAUCUGUCCGCUUCGCGAGAGUUCUUUGUACGCUCUCGAUCUGGCUGGAAAGGCGCGCUCGGAUGGGCGAAGGGAUUCUCGUCUGGAAAACCCAAAAAGGGACGAGAGAGGGACGGCGACGAUGCACUCGACGUACUGCUCGGCUGUAAAGACGAUAUCGUUGGUCUUUGGCAGGAUCCCCUCAUCCGCAAGAUGCUCCGCCGACGGCAAUUUGACAUCGAGGACACUCCCGGCUUCUUCCUCGACGAUGUGAGCCGCAUCAUCGACCCUAAUUAUGAGCCGUCAGACGCGGAUGUUGUUCGUGCCCGACUGCGCACACUUGGCGUUCAAGAGUAUCCCUUCACGUUCGAGAAGGCGCACCAUCAUCUCCUAGGAUCUCAGGUUGGGCGCGAAUGGGUGAUGUACGAUGUUGGCGGAGCGCGCUCGUGUCGCUCGGCCUGGUAUCCGUACUUCAUGGAUGUCAACGCCAUCAUCUUCUUAGCGCCCAUCUCCGUUUUCGACGAAUCGUUGGAUGAAGACCCUACCGUCAACAGGCUAGAAGACACAUAUCUACUGUGGAAAGCGGUCGUCUCUUCAAAACUGCUGUCUAAGGUUCAACUGAUCCUGUUCUUGAACAAGUGUGAUAUCCUGGAGCGGAAGCUCGAACGCGGCGCGUCCAUUACGAGAUUCAUCCCGACAUACGGCGACCGAGAUAAUGAUAUGCAAACUGCAGCGAAGUACUUCCGCAAGCAAUUCAAGGAUAUGCUCAAGAAAUAUUCCCCCGUACAACGGCAAUUUUUCUGUUACUUGACCACUGCUAUCGACACCAAGUCGACCAUGCAGACUCUCGCGGUCGUUCGUGAAGGCUUGAUGCGCGAACUUCUACAGAAGGCCGACCUCAUGCAACCUCUAUGA
Messenger RNA from Peniophora sp. CBMAI 1063, 1611 nucleotides. NCBI's taxonomy places the organism in Eukaryota, Fungi, Basidiomycota, Agaricomycetes, Russulales, Peniophoraceae. The record is from the annotation of a GenBank genome assembly.